AUGGACUUGACUUGGCUUUCGUGGGUUUUGGGACGUGAGAUUCACCUGCUUACCACAUGCAGGCGAAGCGGCCGAAAGUUCGCUACAUCGCCACGGGAAAAACUCGGUGUCAGCUGGAAUUGCAACGAGGAGGAAGUCCGGAAAGCUUUCCGCCAACGUGCGAAGGCCGUUCACCCCGACAUGCAGCCUUCCGGCAGCGACAGCGAGGUUGCCGCCAGGAAGUUUCGUGAGCUCCAGGACGCUUAUGCCGAAGUGCUGCAGGAAUUGCGAGGCAUUGCAAAGAGACCAGACCGCAGGCAGAGGCACGAUGGGCCAGAACCUGCGUACAAGAGCAAAGAUUGGGAUGCGGCGCGGCGUCAACCACCUCCAAGUAACCAGGGUUUGUCCGGCAUAUCGAUUGCCACAUUCCUCGCAUGCGCUGCAGCCGUCGUGUACGGCAUGUUCGGUCCGGCGGAAGAAGCGCUCGACCGCGAGGAAAAGCAGAACUUCGCUGCGAAGCGUGUGCGCCUUCGCCAGGAACAAGCUGAGCGUGAGCAACGCGAGCUGAAGCAGCAGCUGGAACGCCGUGCCGGUUCAGAAAGCUCGGUCAGCGACCCAGACCCAGACACGCUGUCGAAGUUGCGGCAGAGCACAAUUUGUACCGCCGCGGUGCCUUCGUUCUCGCACGACGCACCGACUUUUGUGGAUCCGGACGACUAUGGAGUGGUUCCAUCUGAUUCAUUCGUGGUCUCGCCAUCAGCAUCAGCUGCGAUAGUCAAGACGGACUCCGUCAUGUCGAUGGUGCCUCCUAGACAAGUCGAUCACGACUCCGAGUCGGACUCGCGAACAGAGGAAGUAAAGCACAGUCGCAAAAACCGCAAACGGGUGACCGAGAUGACGCAAGUUCCCAAGGGUGCACCACUUGGCAGAGAGGAGACCCUGCAGCAGUUGAGGCAGGUGCCCAUGUUUGCCAGCCUGGAUGAAAAGGACCUGGAACGAGUGGCCGAGAUUUCUCAAGUUCGUGCUUACGAGCAGGAGGAGGUGAUCGUGAAUUAUGGUGUUGAGAUCGAAGGUCUGCACAUCCUGCUGUCAGGCAGCGCUCAAAUCUCAGUGCCACAGCCAGCUGGAAUCCUGAGGCACGAGAACUGUUUGGUUGUGGCUUGCAUUCCACGCCAGUGA
Messenger RNA from Symbiodinium sp. CCMP2592, 1158 nucleotides. The record is from the annotation of a GenBank genome assembly. NCBI's taxonomy places the organism in Eukaryota, Dinophyceae, Suessiales, Symbiodiniaceae.